Verticillium alfalfae VaMs.102 is the source of this 980-nucleotide messenger RNA. Its product is annotated as SAC3/GANP domain-containing protein. Gene Ontology annotation, cellular component: nucleus. The transcript is spliced from 2 exons. Bases 54 to 980 code for a protein of 308 amino acids. Lineage: Eukaryota; Fungi; Ascomycota; Sordariomycetes; Glomerellales; Plectosphaerellaceae. The record is from RefSeq and is a predicted model, not a curated record.
CUUCGUCCCUUGAGGAUCGCAUCACACACCCCUCGCCUGAUAAACGACCCAGUAUGGACGAACCUCUGCCUAAAUCCAGUAAGUUCCAGAAGCAGCUGGAGAAACGCCAGCGCCGAUGGGGUAACUAUCAGUCGGCGCCACGAUCCCCCACGCCUCCGCCGUCAACGGGUCCCGUGAUCGGUACCUGUGAGGUUCUCGAGAAGAGAUACCUGAGGUUGACGUCUGCCCCCAUCCCGUCCCUGGUACGACCCGAGCCCGUGCUUCAUAAAACUUUGGAUUUAUUGAAGAAGAAGUGGCGGAAGGAGAGCAACUAUUCCUACAUUUGCGACCAACUAAAAUCCGUACGCCAAGACCUGACCGUGCAGCGGAUUAAGAAUGACUUCACUGUAACGGUCUACGAAUUGCACGCCCGCAUUGCCUUGGAAAAGGGGGACCUCGGUGAGUAUAAUCAGUGUCAGACCCAGCUGCGCACUUUGUAUGCGCUGGGUCUGCAGGGGAACCCCAUCGAAUUCAAGGCAUACCGUAUCCUCUACUUUAUCCAUACCGCCAACCGCACCGGACUGAAUGAUGCGAUGGCAGAUCUAACCACAGCAGAGAAGGAGAAGGGCCCUAUUAAACAUGCACUGAGUGUUCGCUCAGCGCUAGCCCUGGGUAACUACCACAAAUUUUUCCAGUUGUAUCUCGACACCCCCAACAUGGGCGCUUAUCUCAUGGACAUGUUUGUCGUACGAGAGCGUCUCGCAGCUUUGUGCAACAUUUGCAAAGCUUACAAACCAGACGUAAAGUUACGAUUCAUCACUGAGGAACUCGGUUUCGAGUCCGAUCACGACGCUGCUCAGUUCAUUGUUGACUACAAUGGUCAAAAUCUUCUUGAAGAGCGGCAAGAUUCCAUCUCCCUCAUGACCGGCAAGGCUGGCCCGCUAUUCGAGACGGCUCGAAGCGCGGCCUUCCGCACCGUCGAUAUCAAGGGACAGAUUUAA